Messenger RNA from Daucus carota subsp. sativus, 4425 nucleotides. RefSeq names its product pentatricopeptide repeat-containing protein At3g22470, mitochondrial-like. The record is from RefSeq and is a predicted model, not a curated record. The transcript is spliced from 5 exons. NCBI's taxonomy places the organism in Eukaryota, Viridiplantae, Streptophyta, Magnoliopsida, Apiales, Apiaceae. Gene Ontology annotation, molecular function: protein binding. Bases 239 to 2800 code for a protein of 853 amino acids.
CUUGAAGUAAUUUUUAAUAUCUCGUUUUCCUGGGUGCUGGCUUUGACAAUAAAAUUAGAGUUGGUAAUUUGAUAUUUUAUAUAUGUUGUGAGCAGUUCCAGGGGUUUUCAUAAGCAGCUAAACCCUAACAACUUUUUCAAUUCACCCGCAAAGGUUGGUUUGUUUGUUUAUGUGGGCUCUUCUCAGUUUAUCCUAUGAUGUACAUGCUUAGAACCCCAAGAUUGAAUCUUGAUUGCAGAUGAGUUUUUGUGCUGUGUCUGUAGGGAAAUCUUGUAAGAGAAUUUUGAAUAGGGGUUUGGUUAUAGGUGAGUUUAUAAGGUGUUUUUCAUCUUUGGCUGCUCAAAUUUUACAAGUUUCGGAUGAAGAUGAAAAUCGUCAGCUGAGUUAUGUUCAGGUAAACUCUGCUGUGAAAAGGUAUGCUUCCCGGGGUCAAUUUGUUAAUUCUAUGGAGAGUUUGAAUCUGUUUCGGGUGUUUCCGUGGAGGCCAACAGUGCAUGAGUAUAAUCACUUGAUUCGUUCCUAUUUAGCAUCGCGGAACGUGGCUUCAGGAAUCUUGAUAGAGCUGCAUAAUGUGAUGAAAGUGUCUGGCAUAUACCCCAAUGUCUUGACAUAUAAGCUUCUGUUAGACGGGAUGGUCUCUUUUGGGAGUACCAAAGAUUGUGUUUUUAUGGUGGAGGAAAUAUGUAAAAGUGGGUACUGUCCCCCUUUUUAUUCUUUGUCGGGAUUACUGGACAAAUCUUUGGAGUUUGGCAGCCUACUGGACUCACUUUGUGUGCUAGAUUUGAUGUUAAGAUUUAACUAUUACCCAAUGCCAUUUGCUGCAAAAAGGUUUAUAGCAAGCCUUUGCCGAGGUGGAAUGUUUCGUGAGGCACAUAUCAUAUUCUCUCUUCUUUUGGAGAAGAAUCGGAAAUAUUUUCAACGUGCGUGUAAGUAUAGUCACAACCAAAUUCUAUGGGCAUUGUGCAAACGUGGUCAGCUUAGUAAUGCAUUGGCAUUUUUUUGUUCUUUGGAGAAGAAAGGUGUUGUGCAAGAUGAAUCAUCAUAUACAGCUCUAAUAUAUGGGUUCUGUGGGGCAAGGUUGUGGAAGGACGCUUCUCGUUGUUUAAUUUUAAUGGAAAGUGUCGGUUUUAAAGCUAACACAAAAACAUACACCAUCGUCAUUAAACUUCUUUGUGAUGUUGGAAGGAUUAAUGAGGCACUAGGCUUACUAAAUAAAAUGAAUGAGAAAGGAUCUGUUCCAGAUUUGGUUACCUUCAACAUAAUUCUCCCUGAGCUUCUGUUAAUCGGGAUGGUCUCUUUUGGGAGUACCAAAGAUUUUUUUUUUAUGGUGGAGGAAAUGUGUAGAAGUGGGUACUGUCCCCCUUUUUAUUCUUUGUCGGGAUUACUGAACAAAUCUUUGGAGUUUGGCAGCCUACUGGACUCACUUUGUGUGCUAGAUUUGAUGUUGAGAUUUAACUAUUACCCAAUGCCAUUUGCUGCAAAAAGGUUUAUAGCAAGCCUUUGCCGAGGUGGAAUGUUUCGUGAGGCACAUAUCAUAUUCUCUCUUCUUUUGGAGAAGAAUCGGAAAUAUUUUCAACGUGUGUGUCAGUAUAGUCACAACCAAAUUCUAUGGACAUUGUGCAAACGUGGUCAGCUUAGUAAUGCAUUGGCAUUUUUUUGUUCUUUGGAGAAGAAAGGUGUUGUGCAAAAUGAAUCAUCAUAUACAGCUCUAAUAUAUGGGUUCUGUGGGGCAAGGUUGUGGGAGGACGCCUCUCGUUGUUUAAUUUUAAUGGAAAGUGUCGGUUGUAAAGCUAACAAAAUAACAUACACCAUCAUCAUUAAAUUUCUUUGUGAUGUUGGAAGGAUUAAUGAGGCACUAGGCUUACUAAAUAAAAUGAAUGAGAAAGGAUCUGUUCCAGAUUUGGUUACCUUCAACAUAAUUCUCCGUGAGCUUUGUCACCAAGGUAUGCUUAGGAUGAUGCAUGCGCUACUUCAACAUAUUGAUCAAAAGGGUUUUGCUCCUAAUCAGUUCACAUAUGCAUCUUUGGCUGGAGGGCUCUUGAGGAGUGGAUACGUAACACUUGCCAAGGACCUGUUGCAUAGUAGUAUGUCAAUAGAGAGUGUUACUGAUACAGCAAUCUACAACAUUUACUUGCAUGCUUUAUGUCGUGAGCAUAAAACAGAAGAAGCAUUGUGUCUUGUGAACAAUUGGAUAGGAGGAGGUUUUAUGCCAAAUAAUAUAACAUACAACACAAUUUUGAAAGGAAUUUGUGAGGAGAAAAGUAUUGGUGAUUGUCUCAAGUUCUUUAAUCAUGUCAGGUGGAGUGGGAACACUCCUAACUUUAUUUCCUACAAUAAGAUGUUGUCUGCAGCUUGCAAAGAGAGAAACACUUCCAUCAUCACAAGGCUAUUGUAUCAAAUGGAUCAUGGAGGCUUUAAUCUUAAUAGAAGUGGUGCUACUUCUUUACUACUUUACUAUUGCGAAGCGAGGAAAUAUCCAGAAUGCUUAAAGCUUUUGAAGUCCAUGAUGACUAAUGGUCCUAAUCCCACCAUAUCGACUUUCAAUUCACUCAUAAGAAGACUUUGUAAAAUGCAGGCCUUGAACAUGGCACAUCGAGUUUUCAACUAUCUCAGAAGUUUUGGGUUAUCACCUGACAGUACUACAUAUAUUAUUCUUAUACAUGCUUACAGCAAGGUAGGAAAUCAUGCGAUGGCGUCCCAAUUGUUGACAGAUAUGUUCAGUCAGAAACUGAUGCAGCUACAUGUAAGUCAUUUUCUUCUGGAUUUACAGGGAAGCUGUAAUAUUAGAUACUUGCCGUGAGACCAAAUGCAUAAAAGUGGGAUCACUCCAUAUAUUGAUAUUUAGAUGCAAUAUUGGAAGUAUUAUUCGGAUAAAUUUGAAAGAUUGUAUCAUUACGGAACGAAAUGUGCAAGGAUCAGUGUGAAGGUAACACGGUUUCUUGUAAAAUAUCGAACAAAGAAAUUCUGAAGGCUUGAAUGAAGAAUUUUCCAAGAACGGUAGAACAGUUUUUGUCUAUCUUUGGUCAGAAAUCUGGUAGAAAAUUUAAGACGGAUAACUAUAAUAUUUUUAGCUUGCCAUGUAGUUUUUACUCAAAACAGUAGUCCUCUUGCUGUACUACACUCUGCAAUCUGCAUGGAAGGAUGUUGAUCCUACUUAAGAUAUAUAUAGUUCCAGGGAUAACCUUUGAAAAUUUACAAUGAUUGUCAGAAAAGUAUAUUUUCUGGAGGGCUGAUGAUAUUUUUGUCACUUGUAUGAUGUGAUGUCGGAUUGUCAGGGCAACUUAUGCACUUCUGCCUGUAAAGAAUAAAACUUGGUUUGUGUUUGGCGAGCUAUAGCAUUGGAUUUAUUUAACACAAAUGCAUAGCUCUUCUUCAACUACAUCAAUCAGCUGCUCUUCCUCACAGAGGAAAUGACUGUCAAAACGGUUGACUUUUGAUUCCGUAAGCUGAUUUGCGGAGAUUGACCACCACGCAAGUGCAUGUGCAGUAGCAGCAGGACAUAUCUGGGUUCUACUUGCAAUUUGGUUACCUCGAGAUCAACAUCAGUUUCACUAGCAUGACAGUGCUUGCUGUAUUGCGACAAAGAACAGAUAUUCACUGUCUAUCUUGGGAGCCAUUAAUGAUGAAAAAACCUUGAAAAAUUGUUUUAGAUCUGGAGGGGUCAUGGUUACCAACUUUCUGCUACAGGACACUCUACUCGAGCUAUAGCUAUUCGAAUUGAAAAAUGAUAAAUUUACUACUAAACUUGCAGGGCCAGGGGGGUCAAGAAUGGCUUUUGCGAUACUUUUGAACUGCUCGCAUCGAACAGAUUUGGGUUGAACAACAUAUUGCCUCUAGUUGAUUGAAAUUCUUCAUACGAGUCACACCGGCCAAGGUCAGAGAUGCCCCAGGAGACGGUUGCAUGAAGCACUAAGGGUCUGUUUGGGGGUGCUGUUAAAAAUUGCUGUGGUAUCAGAAAAAGUGCUGGUCAAAUAAGUGCUGUUGUAGAAAUCAGAUAACUGUUUGGUAAUUUUUUGAUAUUUACUUAUUUUUAGUUAUAAUAUAAAAAAUAAUAAUGAUUUUGGUGAGGUUUUAUAAUGAAAUUUAUAACAGCAUUCUGCAAAAGCUGAAAAACAGCUUUUUCUAAAAGCAUGCAUGGGAGGACCUGCUUUUUCUAACAGCAGCUUUUCAGCUAAAAGCUGUUGUUCGGGAAAGCUGCUUUUAGAUUUACCAAAUAGUUUUUCACCUGUUUUUCAGCAAAAAGUUGUUGCUGCUGUCUACAACAGCAACCCCAAACAGUACCUAAAUCUCGUGCUGGAACACUGGUUGGCCUGUGUAUAUUUUGAAGCUGUAAUCAAAUAUUUGUUUGAAAGAAAAUGUUAGUAAUACUACUUUCAGUUUCAUGAAUCUUCAGGAGCUUAAUUACAUUUUGUCGGUUUGAGUUAA